Messenger RNA from Bactrocera latifrons, 870 nucleotides. Its product is annotated as venom allergen 5-like. The record is from RefSeq and is a predicted model, not a curated record. Lineage: Eukaryota; Metazoa; Arthropoda; Insecta; Diptera; Tephritidae. Bases 1 to 870 code for a protein of 289 amino acids. The transcript is spliced from 3 exons.
AUGCAUACCUUAGGAAUUCUAUUAUGUAACGCACUAAUAAUCGCAUUUGCAGCUGCCCCAACAACUCAUACCGAUUAUUGCAAACUCGGAUGUGCGUUGCCCAACACCGAGCAUGCCGUUUGCGCUAACAGCGACAAGCAACUCAUUGAGAAUUGCCCAUUGGAUACCAAGAUCAUCUCAUUAAAUGAUAUGCAGUCUGUCAUAUUAAAAUUGCACAAUAAACGCCGUGACUUUGUGGCAAGCGGCAAAGAUGAAACGCUACCCCCCGCUGCGCGUAUGGGUGAACUAUUUUGGGAUGAAGAAUUGGCCGACUUAGCUGAGUAUAGUGUAAGACGUUGUCUCAUAAGCGAUCCGCAUUGCUAUACAACGCCAAAAUUACGCAAUCCGGGACGUAGUGCGAAUAUUUACAAGUACGAGAAAACAGAAGUCAAAUUCGAGGAGUUAGUGCCGUCACGCGUAGUUGAAUGGCUGGACACAUCAAAAGUGUGUACGCCAGAAAUAGUUGCGAAAUUUCCAGAGGAAACACAAGGGCAUGUCGACUUCUUCGCUCGUGCCAUAACUGAUAGCAAUAACCAAGUUGGCUGUGCCGCAUCGGAAUGGGUGAAGGAAUCAAAUAAAUAUUUUCUCUUAGUGUGUCUUUAUACAAAUGACGUGCAGGUGGGUAAAAGUUUAUAUAAAUUUGGACGACCUGCCUCGAGCUGCUUAUCGGGAUCGAGUAGUCAGUAUAAAAAUUUAUGCAGCAGCAAAGAAAUUUACAAAACUGAUAAUUCAAUGCACGAACGUAGAAGCGUUUCGGGCUCUAACUCGUAUCGCAAAUAUGGCACAGAUUACAAGGCACCCGAGGGCAGUCUUUGGCAGUUAGUGAUGUGA